AUGGCCACAUGGGCGACCGCGGCGACCGCCACAAGCAUUCUCUUGGUGGGACGUCCCGGCAAUGAAUUUCCUUGCCAUGAAUGGUGGAUGUUGAUGGUCCGCCAUGCUGCCGCCUAUGGCGCUGCGGAUUCCAUGUGGUCGGCGAAGCAAUGCCCUGAGCUCUACGACAGCAAUGGCAUUUGGAAGGGCUCCUUGUUGGUAGAUGGGAGCCUUGGCUUCUAA
Molecule: messenger RNA, 222 nt
Organism: Cladocopium goreaui
Lineage: Eukaryota; Dinophyceae; Suessiales; Symbiodiniaceae
Source: the annotation of a GenBank genome assembly